This is a messenger RNA of Corticium candelabrum, 3987 nucleotides long. Its product is annotated as transient receptor potential cation channel subfamily A member 1-like. Gene Ontology annotation, molecular function: protein binding; monoatomic ion channel activity. The record is from RefSeq and is a predicted model, not a curated record. Gene Ontology annotation, cellular component: membrane. Gene Ontology annotation, biological process: transmembrane transport; monoatomic ion transport. Bases 164 to 3751 code for a protein of 1195 amino acids. The transcript is spliced from 29 exons. Lineage: Eukaryota; Metazoa; Porifera; Homoscleromorpha; Homosclerophorida; Plakinidae.
CGACUAGGCUACGUAGCAGAAUUGCAAGCGCGAGGUGUGGAGCUAUUUAUGCACGUGACAACACGUGACGCAGAGUGACUCAGCAGAGCAAAGCCUCAGACAGAGUCAAGUCACGACGGGAGUCAAAGCGUCUAGUUAACUAUCGUAACUAGACAGACGUGAGAUGGCAGCGCAGCAAAAAUCGUCAGGUUUUAUGAACGUCCUUUUUCUAUCUCGUUGGCGAAGAAGCGCGGUAAGCGACAACAAACCGCCCACCUCGAGCAACCAAGAUCAUGACGAAGAAGUUCAGCGACUGCGUCCAAGAAACGCAAACGAGGAAAUGGCUUCGUCUAGAUCAUUUUCAAAUACUGUCAUGGUAGCUCAAAAAUGGAAGGCGAAAUCGAGACUAACGACACGCGAGCAGAUGGGACACUCAGUCGUUGAGCUAGUGGCGAUAGAACCGGCAGGAGCACAGCUGAUGCCUAUUCAUGAGUUGGCAAAGCAAGGCAGAGUUCACGAUGUAAGAGCCAUUCUCCGUCAAACUCCAAGUGCGAAGAACCAAAGAGACUCUCGACAGGCCACAGCAGUGCAUCACGCAGCCUCAGAAGGAUACUUAGAAGUUCUAGAACUCCUGAUUGACUACAAUUCAGAUAUCAACGCACGAGAUGAGCAUGCAGAAACAGCAUUGCACUGGGCGGUUACUUGUGAAAAGCCAGAAGCAAUUGAUUUUCUCCUGAACAGAGGUGCUGAUGCUAAUGUUCUCAGCUCUACGCUAGAAACUCCGUUGCACACUGCCAUCAGGCUACAAAAUGAAAGCACAGUAAAAACUUUACUAAAGCACUCUGAAGUCAAUGUCAACAAAGCGGGAGAGCACGGCCGAAAGCCACUUCAUCUCGCGGCAACAUUGGACAGCAUCAACAUUAUUGAGCAAUUGCUUGCCAGAGGGGCACUUCCGUGUAGUGCUGACGCUAAUGGAAUGCGUCCGCUUCAGCUUACAGCUCGCUGUGGAGGAAAAAGACACGUCAUGGAACAUCUACUUAGAAUAGCUCAAGAAGUGCUAGGAUACCCACGGGAACUGGUGGUUAAUUUCAAAGACGCUGAUGGCAUGACGGCUCUGCACCAUGCUGUUUCUGGUGGAAAUGUUGAGGUAGCCAAACUGUUGCUGGAAUGCGGAUGCAAGUUGUUGGAUGAAGAGUCAAGUUCUGAAUCAGCGUUUCACUUGGCCUGCUCUCAAGGAUCUUUAGAAAUGGCAAAAGUCAUAAUUGAAAAUUGCAGUCUUCCCAGCCAUGAUGUUCUUUCCUCUCAAGACCCAAGUGGACAAACGCCUCUGCACAAAGCUGCCAUAUUUAACCACACUGAGAUGGUGAAAUACCUCAUCGACUCGGGAGCCAACAUUAAUGCUGUGGACAAACAUGGUCGCACAGCUCUUCUCUUGGCAGCACAAGCAGGUGCAACAGAAUGUGUCCGGUUUCUGAUAAGCAAUGGAGCUGACGUUCAAGUACGUGACAUGGGAUUGAGAAACGUCCUCCAUGUUGCAAUACAAUUUGGACAUGAAGUAGCUGAAGUUGUACUUGAGAGAGUUACUGCAACAAGGGAACUUCUUGAUGAACACGAUGCUCAUGGAUUAACUCCUCUCCACUAUGCAUCUAAAAGAGGAAAACUCAAACCUGUACAAUUGAUGCUUGAACUUGGAGCAACUCCCAAUCCUAAAAAUAACCAACAUCAGUCACCACUUCAUUUUGCCGCAAAGUAUGGUAGAUACCAAACAGCCAAGAGAUUGCUUCAAGGACCUAGUGGCAAGCAAAUGAUCAAUGAGGAAGACAGAUUGGGAGAUACUCCUCUUCAUUAUGCAAGCAGGAAUGGAUUUCCAAGAGUUGUAGAACUGCUGUUAGGUCAAGGAGCCCUUGUUCUCAAGUCUCGUGAAGGGUAUAACCCCCUUCAAUCAGCAGCUUCAGGAGGAUAUUGUGAGUGCAUGGAUGCUAUCUUGGCAUCACAUCCCUACGUUAUCAACUGGACGAGCAAUGAAGGAGACACAGCUCUUCACAAAGCAGCUGCAGCUGGUCAUCCACAAGUUGUUGAAUACUUACUAACCAAUGGUGCUGACAUUGUUCACAACAGAUCAGGUGAAAGCUUCCUUGACAUUGCCAUUACAAACAAGAAUAGAGCUGUAGCUCUGACAGCUCUGCAGCAUGAUAGAUGGAUGGAAGUAAUGGACUUAGUAAACAGACAAAGUGGCUAUCCCAUGCUAAAACUCAUUGAAUUGAUGCCUGAUGUAGCUAAGGUUGUUAUGGAUAGAUCAGUAACUACAUCAACUCACCAUGUCCGAGACAAAGGAUUUUGGCGCAAUUUUAAUUUCAAGUACCUUCUUUGUGAAAAGACAGUCGACAAUGAGAGUGGCGAAAUUCAAGAGUCAGAUAAAGGCAUGGAGAAAUUGGAACUCCAGAAUCCUCACAAACCUGCUGAAGAUAUCGACGACAAAGAGAAUGAAACCAUUAUGUUAGCUGAUGAACAAGAAGUCGUGCCUUUGGCAGCACUUGACCAAAUGGUGAAAUGUGACCGUAAAGACCUGCUUCUGCACCCUCUUUGCAGUGCACUACUGAAGAGCCGAUGGAAUUCUUAUGGCAGUUUGGUUUUCAAAUUGAACACACUGCUUUACUUGAUUUAUGUCAUUUUUUUGACAUCCACUGUAACCACAAUGGUUUCACAAGGAAAUCCUCAAAACAUGACAGCAGGAAACCAAACAGACAGCAGCACCAAUAAGCUCUCUCCAUUUGGUUACUUCUGUCAGACAACAGUCAUAGUUUUAGCAUACCUUCAACUGUUCAAAGAAAUUGUUCAAAUGAUUCAACUGAGACUCCACUACUUUACUGAUUUUACAAACUACAUGGAAUGGACUCUUUACGUCACAAGCAUUCUCUACUGUGUGCCAAUAGGAGCAGUAAGCAUGGGAUCGUAUCGUGUAGAGAUGGGAGCUGUGGCUGUGUUUCUGGGAUGGAUCAACUUGUUGCUCUACAUUCAAAGGAUUGACAUCAUUGGUAUCUAUGUGGUAAUGUUCGUGGAAGUUUUGAAAACACUAGUUGUUGUGUUAAGUGUCUUCUUUGUCUUCAUUGUUGCAUUUGGUCUUGCAUUCUAUGCCCUACUCUAUCCUGCAGAUCCAUAUUUUGUCUAUGUGCCAAGAUCAUUCCUCAAGAUGGUAGAAUACAUGUUGGGAGAGAUGGAAUUCUCUUUCUUCUUUGACCUCCAAGAAAACAAAGGCCUCAAUCAUCCCAUUAUCACCUGGAUUUUUGUUGUUAUUGCUCUCAUAUUUUUGCCAAUCAUAUUCAUGAACUUGCUGAUUGGUCUAGCUGUUGGUGAUAUCGAAGGAGUGCGUCAAAAUGCCCAGUUAAAGCGUCUUGCAAUGCAGGUUUCGCUGCACAUGGAGGCAGAAAGCAAGCUUCCCAACGUGAUAAAAAAUCGUGUUUGCAAGCAAGAGAUGAAAGAGUAUCCUAAUCUCAUAUGCAACCAUUGGACAUCUUGGCUUGGUGAAAUAAGUCAAGUAGGCAAUUUAUUGAGUCCUGUUGACGGAUCAGACACCAGUCCAGAAACGGCUGACUUGAAAGAAAAACUGGAACGAACUGAAACAAAGCUCAAGGAUAUUUCAGGUCAACUUGAGAAGCAACAUGAACUGCUACGAGCCAUCAUGCAAAAAAUGGAGAUCAAGACAGAGGCAGAAGAGCAAGAUGAAGGAAUGCCAAUAAUGAUGCCAAGUAGUCUUCACACAUCUCACCUCUGAAGACUAGUUCAUUAUUAACUUAAGACACCACUUUCUAUUCUAGUUAGCUGUAAACUCCCGUCACUCCGUUUUAAAAUUGACACUCAGCAGUUCUGCAUGCAUUUUAGUAACAGCAUUACAGUCUUAAUCAUUUUUCAUGGUUAAAACACUCAUUUUAUGUUAUAAAUGAAAUCCUUGUGACUAUGUAGUGGUCAUGACUCUGUUUAGUAAUGUAACCAUAAUUUCAAUUGCCUGUU